AUGCCUCCGCUCAAGGCCUUGGAGACCCGCGACCUGUAUACUGUUGGAUGGAUCGCCGCUCUUCCACUGGAGCGUGCAGUGGCAAUGGCAAUGCUUGAUGAGAAACAUGAAAAGCCACUCGAUUUUGUACAGCCCCAUAGCGACACAAAUUCAUACACCUGGGGCCGUAUUAUUGACCACAAUAUGGUCAUAGCGUCCCUCGCAGCAGGGAAGUAUGGCACAAUAUCCGCUGCAGCUUCUGCGUUGCCUAUGCUGUCCUCCUUCCCUCAGAUUAGAAUCGGUUUUCUUGUAGGGAUUGGCGCUGGCAUCGCUAGGCCAGACCAUGGCCGUGAUAUUCGACUCGGGGACAUUGCUGUCAGUCAACCUCAUGGAAAUAGUGGAGGUGUAAUCCAGUAUGAUCUAUUCAAGGCGAAGCCUGGAAAUCAACGGGAAAGCAGGGCUUUUCUCAACAGUCCACCAGAGGUUCUUCUCCACGCACUGGGGAACUUGCAGGCGCAGCAUAUACUUGAACCACCCAGAGUGCUUGAAUACCUUGAGGAGACGAUGACUCGCUAUCCCAGAUUAGCCAAGCAGGGCUAUGUGCACCAGGGCUUUGAAAAUGAUCGCUUGUUCAAGACCACAGUGUUACAGACCUUGCCGUAUCAGCCUCACGUGAUGAUACAGGGUUAG
Messenger RNA from Aspergillus chevalieri, 669 nucleotides. RefSeq lists its product as uncharacterized. The coding region runs from base 1 to 669 and encodes 222 amino acids. Gene Ontology annotation, biological process: nucleoside metabolic process. The record is from RefSeq and is a predicted model, not a curated record. The transcript has a single exon. Lineage: Eukaryota; Fungi; Ascomycota; Eurotiomycetes; Eurotiales; Aspergillaceae. Gene Ontology annotation, molecular function: catalytic activity.